Molecule: messenger RNA, 623 nt
Organism: Anopheles stephensi (Asian malaria mosquito)
Lineage: Eukaryota; Metazoa; Arthropoda; Insecta; Diptera; Culicidae
Gene: ND-B15
Exons: 3
Coding region: 18-539 (173 amino acids)
Cellular component (GO): mitochondrion
Source: RefSeq, a predicted model, not a curated record
AAAGUCUUGCUUAACGAAUGUCGACCGCUCCGCGAAUAUCGACAGCAAAGUUUCAUCGUCGUCGAAGACAGCAACCAACCAUCGUUAAGUUUUUUUUCCCACCAAAAUCUGGUAAAGAUCGUCGUCAAGUAUUUGACAGAUCUGCGAAAACAACAAAAACUGCAGAAGAAUCGUUCUUCCCACGGCGAACCAGUGCGCGAUCUUGUCCCUUUGAAAUCAUCAUGAGCCAACAGGAAAAGGUCGCUCGGCGUGCGGCCCUCCGCAACGAGUACUGGCGCACGAUGACCAACCCGCACAACCAUUUGCGCGGGGAAAGCGGUGGUGUGUUCGAUACCGGUCUAGCACGGUUCCAGGCGAUGCGCGUUAACCACUACGAGCACUUCAAGCCGACCGGACGCUCGUUCAAGAUUGGAUUGUUUACCGUCGUCAUACCGAUCAUCGUGUACGCUAAGAUGAUGAAGUACGAGCGCGACCAGCGGGAACAGCAGUACCGCACCGGGCAGGUGUCGUACGCUGACCGUCGCUUCAAGUUCAUCUAAAGCGGAAGAAAUGUCGUGUAAAAUACGUGGCGCGUUGGUUGGUGUAGCAUACGUGAAAUAAAUUGUGUCUAACAUGGAACAUCG